Molecule: messenger RNA, 864 nt
Organism: Culex quinquefasciatus (southern house mosquito)
Lineage: Eukaryota; Metazoa; Arthropoda; Insecta; Diptera; Culicidae
Gene: DCTN6-p27
Product: dynactin subunit 6
Exons: 3
Coding region: 108-728 (206 amino acids)
Biological process (GO): mitotic spindle organization
Cellular component (GO): dynactin complex
Molecular function (GO): dynein complex binding
Source: RefSeq, a predicted model, not a curated record
CGUGUACCGUUUUCUUGUUUACUUCAACAAAUUUCGCCCAAGUCCCUGUUAUUACUGUUAAUUUCCCAGAAAAAAUCAAAGUUUUUCAGACUUUUCCUCAUUCCACAAUGAAUCUCAAGAACGACAUCAAAAUAAUGCCCCGCUCGAUGGUGUGCGAGGACAGCAACCUCCGAGGCGACAUCACCAUCUCCAGCGGGUGUCUGAUCCAUCCCAGUACGACCAUCAUCGCCGAGUCGGGCCCGAUCAUAAUCGGUGAGAACUGCAUCGUCGAAGAGUACGCCACGAUCGUGCACCGCGUCCCGAAGGGCCACAAAGCGUACCAGGACGUGCUGGACGGGACGGUCAAGCCGCUGGUCAUCGGGCCGGACAACAUCUUCGAGGUCGGUUGCACCGUCGAGGCGCUCAAAAUUGGCGAACGGAACGUGUUCGAGUGCAAAAGCUACGUUUCGGCCGACGUGACCGUUUCGAACGGGUGCGUCAUCGGGGCCGGCUGCCGGCUGGUGGGCGAGCAGGUCCUGCCGGAAAAGACGGUCAUCUUUGGGCAGCACUGCCAGCAGCGGGAGGCGAUCGAGAAGCAGCGGUCUCAAAUGGUGCAGUUGGACUAUCUGCGGAAGAUUCUACCAAACUAUCAUCACUUGAAGAAGGCAACGUACGAUCCGAAAAGGCACGAGCGCAAGUUUGAAGCUUGCACUUAUUUUGUUAUGCAGACUUUUCUUGAUCAAGCAUAAAAACUUAGCCUAACAGUCUGGAUCCCAUGGAUGGUCCCCUUACCUUCUAUUAAACAUAUAUUUUAUUUAAAAGGCAUCCUAAACUUGCUGCAACGGUAAUAAAUGCUAACUUAUUUAACCAUACAAAACAACUCAA